AUGAAAAGGCUACGAUUCGGGGCAAUUGUGAUUGUCGCGGUGCUAAUUAGUUGCCAAUCAGUGACUUGUGAUAGUGAGGAAACCGAAACCGUUACCGCCACCGAAACGGGAACGGUGCUUGAAAGUGUAACCGAAAGCAUCACCGAAACUGUGGAAUCUACGCAGACCACGAGCAGUCCAACCGAUGCAAUUUCUUUUGAUGAUGAACAAGUUACAAAAUUCUUCGAAGCGGUUAAACAUCAACUGAGGUGCGGAUAUCCGAAGUUUGGAAUUCCUUCGCUCGUACCUCUGAAGCUAUCUUACAAGUAUAAGACGACUCUGGAUUUUUUGAACCUAAGAAAAAUCCACGUAAGUGUUUCGAACUUCGUUAUCCAUGGAUUGGACAAUUUUAGUUGGAGAGCAUCGAACACCUCAUUUAGCCGUACCCAAGCUAAUCUCACACUGAACUUUCCCAACGUUACUAUUACGGCCAAUACAUCGCUAAAUGGAGCAAACGGAACUUCUCGAGUGUCGCUGUGCGACGUUCUAGUCUUCUUACAGGCAGAGUAUGAAGAGCAAGAUGAUUUACUGUACCUAACCGAGCUGGAUGGCGAUGUUUCGCUCAAAGCCGCUCAUGUGAAGAUAGCUCAUCUCUUCCCGAAGAGUGCAAAACUGACCCGUAUCUGGAACAAAGCCAUCGGCGAUUCGGUGCCCGUCGUUGUGCGGUUGUUCACCACCCGGAAAAUCAAUGCUGAUUUCAUCAACCGAAUCAUCAGCGGAUCCAAAUACUACGCCCUGAACACGGCCAACAACGCACUUACCUCGUACAAACUGAACUUUGACGGAGCCGUCGACAGCUUUAAGAAGUUUGCGGAGCAAACCAACGACUCGCUUAUGUGCACGGAGGAUGAGCCGACUGCAGAGUCCCGGGAGUUUUGA
Molecule: messenger RNA, 918 nt
Organism: Sabethes cyaneus
Lineage: Eukaryota; Metazoa; Arthropoda; Insecta; Diptera; Culicidae
Exons: 4
Coding region: 1-918 (305 amino acids)
Source: RefSeq, a predicted model, not a curated record